Messenger RNA from Siniperca chuatsi (mandarin fish), 4154 nucleotides. It is a transcript of the gene prpf4bb, whose product is annotated as pre-mRNA processing factor 4Bb. The record is from RefSeq and is a predicted model, not a curated record. Gene Ontology annotation, molecular function: protein serine/threonine kinase activity; ATP binding. The transcript is spliced from 16 exons. Lineage: Eukaryota; Metazoa; Chordata; Actinopteri; Centrarchiformes; Sinipercidae. Bases 94 to 3147 code for a protein of 1017 amino acids. Gene Ontology annotation, biological process: mRNA cis splicing, via spliceosome; peptidyl-serine phosphorylation; peptidyl-threonine phosphorylation.
CCAGUACAACAGAGGGAAUAUGAGAGUAUAUUUACAUCAUUGAACGUCUGUGGUAAAAUAAUCGAAGAAGAAAAGGCCCCUCAGCCGAGGAAAAUGGCCGACGUAGAGAUGGACAUCGCGUCCAGCAGAAUGAAUAAUGGGAACGAACACGUGAAGCAGGAUCUGGAAAGCCAUGAAAGAAGUGGAAAUGAGGACAGCGGAGACAUGUCUGAGGAAGAAGAGGAGGAAGAGGAGGAGGCAGUGACUAAUGGUGGUGAGAAGACAGAACAGGGGUCCAAACAUCACAGCAGCAGCGGUAAACACAAGAGGAAAAAACACAAGCAUCGUAGUAAGCACAAAAAACACAAGCAUGCCUCUGAUGAGGACAAGGACCGCAAACGCAAGCAUCGUCACAAACACAGGAAACACAAACGCAAAGAGGGCUCCUCUCCCUCUGGUGCUGUCCUCUUUGGCUCCUCUAGCCACAGAAAAGUUGAGACCUCCCCUUCCUCUGGAAAUCCAAGUCUUGACGACAGGGCCCUGUUGGAGGAUUUAGAGAAACAGAGGGCCAUGAUCAAAGCUGAGCUGGAUAGCCAGUUGAUGGAGGGCAAGGUUCAGUCAGGCAUGGGCUUAAUUCUUCAGGGUUAUAACUCUGGAUCCGAAGAGGAUGGAGAUGCUAGGAUCAGAAAUGGAGAACAGCGUCAAAGGGGCAGCUCAGGUAAACCCAUAUCUCCCAGAGGGGGAAAGAGUGGGAAAUCUAGACGGGACUCAACAGAGGGCAGUAAGUCCAGCGUCAGGCGUCGUAGUCGGAGUAAGUCUGCGGACAGGCUAGUACAGGCCAAGGAGUCUAAGCAGGACAAGGUGACCAAAACCACCAAGGACACAGGUGUUAAAGACAGAGGCCGCGGCAGAAGCAGGUCAAAAGACCGAAAGCGUUCGGACAGCACUGACAGGUCCAAGGAGAGAACCAGGAAGUCCAACUCCCCCUCCAGCUGGAGAGGAGAGCAGAAAGGCAGCCGCACUGAUAAACGUACCUCUCCACCGCGGGAUGACAGACCAAAUCAGGAGAGAACGAGCAGACGCUCCAGAUCACCUGGACGAGAACGGCCAAGUCGCUCAGAUGCUGACAGGGAAAAGCGACCAGCCAAGUCCCCAUCCAAGGACGCGUCAUCUGGGAAAGAGAAUCGCUCCCCUCAUAGACGAGGGCCUCAAAGCCCCAUGAGGAAACGCAGUGCUUCCCCUCGCCACAGAGAUGCCCAUCACCCCUCGGCUAGUGCCUCAGACAGGACAUCGAAACCGAGCCACUCACCAUCCAGAACAAGGUCCCCCCCCAGGAGAGGCCGCUCGCCAGACGUCAGGAGGAGGGAUGCUGACAGGCAGGACUCACCACUGAGGAAGCGUCCCCGGGCAGAUGCAGGGCCAGGCAGAGAUAGAUCAAGAGAGAACAGUCCCAGAUCGUCCUAUCGAGGCAGGAUGAGUCGCUCACCUCUAAGACGCAGGUCCCCAUCUCCACGACGACGCUCCCGCUCUUCCCCCCGCAGACGGUCUCCACUGGGACACAGGUCUGGGGAGAGAGACAGGUAUGGCAGGCCCAGGCAGUACCGACGCUCAGUGUCCCGCGAUCGGGAGAGGAGAAGAAGACGCAGCAGAGAUGAGGACAAGUUCAAGGGCAGCCUUUCAGAGGGCAUGAAAGUUGACCAGGAAUCCUCAGAGGAAGAAGUGUUAGAGGACUUUGAUGGAGAGGAGGUAGAUGAAGAGGCUCUCAUUGAACAGCGCCGCCAGCAGCGCAUGGCCAUUGUCCAGAAAUACAAGGUUGGGAAUGAGGACACCAACAUGGUGUCAGAGCCCAGCAGCCCUCAGAGCAGCACACGCAGCCGUUCACCCUCACCUGAUGAUAUCUUAGAGCGAGUAGCCGCAGAUGUCAAGGAGUAUGAACGCGAGAACCUCAACACCUUUGAGGCCAGCAUCAAAGCCAAGCACAACCUCAUCGCCCAGGAGAAAGACGGAGCCAACCCAAAGAAGCCGUCAGCCCCCGACAUGUUUACAGAGUCAGAUGACAUGUUUGCUGCUGACUUUGAUAGUGCCAGGAUGAGAGCAGCAGGUGUAGGGAAGGACUUCAAAGAGAACCCCAACCUCAGGGACAACUGGACUGAUGCUGAGGGUUACUACCGAGUGAAUAUUGGGGAGACGCUGGACAAGCGCUAUGAUGUGUAUGGCUACACUGGCCAGGGUGUAUUCAGCAAUGUGAUCAGAGCCAGGGACACUGCCAGGGCCGGCCAGGAGGUGGCAGUCAAGAUCAUCCGAAACAAUGAGCUCAUGCAAAAGACCGGUUUGAAAGAGUUAGAAUUCCUCAAGAAGCUGAAUGACGCAGAUCCUGAUGACAAGUUCCACUGCCUUCGCCUCUUCAGGCACUUUUACCACAAGCAGCAUCUAUGUCUGGUAUUUGAGCCACUCAGUAUGAAUUUGCGAGAGGUGUUGAAGAAAUACGGUAAAGAUGUUGGGCUCCACAUCAAGGCUGUGCGUUCCUACAGUCAGCAGCUCUUCUUGGCCCUCAAGCUGCUCAAACGAUGCAACAUCCUCCAUGCUGACAUUAAGCCAGACAAUAUCCUGGUGAAUGAGUCAAAGACCAUUUUGAAGCUUUGUGACUUUGGUUCUGCAUCCCAUGUUGCUGACAACGACAUCACACCAUAUCUGGUCAGCAGAUUCUACAGAGCUCCAGAAAUCAUCAUAGGAAAGCCUUAUGACUAUGGGAUUGACAUGUGGUCUGUUGGCUGCACUUUAUAUGAGCUUUACACUGGCAAAAUCCUGUUUCCUGGAUCUUCUAACAAUCACAUGAUCAAACUAGCGAUGGACCUCAAGGGCAAGAUGCCCAACAAGAUGAUCCGUAAAGGCUUGUUCAAAGACCAGCACUUCGAUCAGAAUUUGAACUUCCUGUACAUUGAAGUAGAUAAAGUGACAGAAAGGGAGAAGGUGACGGUGAUGAGCACCAUCAACCCCACCAAAGACCUGCUGACAGACAUGAUAGGAGGCCAGCGACUGCCUGAGGACCAGAGGAAGAAGGUGAUGCAGCUGAAGGACCUGCUGGAUAGCACCCUGAUGCUGGACCCAGCCAAACGCAUCAGUAUCAACCAGGCUCUGCAGCACCCCUUUAUCCAGGAGAAGAUCUGACACCCUGAAUGCCACACACUCCCAGAGCAGACAGAGAACCAACCACUAAACCAGCUCUGACAGGAACUCUGCAGUGAAGCAGCCAACCCACAGACUUCUAUUCAGAAUGUCAUGGAUUUUUGUUCUUCCUCAACUUUAUUUUGUUUAUGGAUACAUAAUUGUGUUUUAUUGUAAAUAGAUCAUUAAAUGGUAGCCAUUCUUGAAGACAAGGAUUUUGCGAUUUAUCAUUGUAAACUUCCCCUCAUACCCAGCAAUGCAGUUAUGGACUUUUUUUUUAUUUAACUGGCAUUGGAGUGACAGAUAUUUUAAAGAAAAAUAUAAAUCCUGUAAAUACUGUAUGUCUAUUGCAUUAACAAUCUCAAGCAGCAGACAGUUGAGUUUUGUUGUAGUUGCAGAUAUCUAAACACAUUUCUUUUUUUUAAAACCACAAUUCUCAUUGUGGGCCGAUGCAUGCUUUUGAAUGUGCACCCUUUGUGCUCUAGAUUUCUGUGGUGCAGGCCUGUGUAAAUGCUCUGUAUGUGCAUCAGUGUCCCACAUGUGACAGCAACCCCUAACCAAGUCUUCAGGCCUUGAGGUCUGAAUCGAAGGAAUAGAUGCAUAUUAUGUACUCCAAUAAUUUUUUUUUUUAAAUUUUCAAAGCAAGUAGUCAUUGUUUUCUGUUGCUGGACAUUUCCAUGUUGUUGUUUGUUUUUAACCUUCCUCCUCCAGCACUCUGGCUAGGUCCUGGCUCUUAAGGCUCUCACAUUCAAGUGCCUCCUGUAUGAGCCUAGUGUGUUUAAAACACCAAACAAUGCUGGCCUAUUGAAGCCACACCUGUGACCCUCCUCUCCCAUUGUUGUAUAUAGUCCACAGUUACUGUCAUUUCAUUUGUGAUUUAUUAGUUUUUUUCCCUGUUAAGUGGUAAAAUACAAUAUUGUGAUUUCAAUAAAGAAUAGUUGUGGAAACGCUGCUGAAAGAGCACCUUCAGUAUAAGACAACCUUUUAGUAAUAAAAUGUUUCCUAUUGUA